Oncorhynchus masou masou (cherry salmon) is the source of this 2763-nucleotide messenger RNA. Its product is annotated as glycogenin-2-like. Gene Ontology annotation, biological process: glycogen biosynthetic process. NCBI's taxonomy places the organism in Eukaryota, Metazoa, Chordata, Actinopteri, Salmoniformes, Salmonidae. Gene Ontology annotation, cellular component: cytoplasm. The transcript has 9 exons. The record is from RefSeq and is a predicted model, not a curated record. Gene Ontology annotation, molecular function: glycosyltransferase activity. Bases 418 to 2469 code for a protein of 683 amino acids.
CAUGACCGAGAACUCAAACAGAGAGACUGAUUUUGCUCUUGGUCUAAAAAACGGUAGAUUUAUUUGUGUAUCUACCAGCUUGAGGUUACACCCCCUGGCUUUAGAUAUAACCUCUCAUAGUACAUUUACAACUAAUACUACUAAACUUUGAAAUAGCUGUAAUUUUUUAAAAACUUUGUAUUGAUCAUUCUGUAUCUAUUGUUUGCUGGACAGUUACUACUGCUGGACUCGCUGGACUGUCGGACUGCAGUAUCAACAUAUUGUAGUUUCAUUUUAGGGGAAACCAGUGCAUUUUCUGCCAAGUCCUCUGCCAGUGGUGCGGGACCUGAUCGAUCACUUUGACACUUCUAUUACCAUCUAUCACUUUUACCUCUGCCUCAAGUUGUUGUUCGUUUAGAGGAGUCGCUGUCACACACCAUGCCAGCGAACCAGGCCUUUGUCACCCUGGCCACCACAGACAGCUACUGCAUGGGGGCUCUGGUGGUAGGACAGUGUUUACGACGACACAGGACCACACGCCAGACUGUUGUGAUGGUCACCACUAAUGUCUCUAGCCAGGCACGGGCUGCCCUGGGCCAUGUGUUUGACCAGGUCCUGGUAGUGGAUGUGCUGGACAGUGGAGACCAAGCACAUCUAUCCUGGCUGGGACGACCAGAACUGGGGGUCACUUUCACCAAGCUCCACUGUUGGACCCUCACCCAAUACAGCAAAUGUGUGUUCCUGGAUGCAGACACACUCGUGCUGUGUAACGUGGACGAGCUGUUUGAGCGUGAGGAGCUGUCUGCUGCCCCUGACCCUGGCUGGCCGGACUGUUUUAACUCAGGGGUGUUUGUGUUCCGGCCCUCUCUAAUCACCCACGGCAGGCUGUUGGAGCAUGCACGACAACACGGCAGUUUCGACGGUGGGGACCAGGGCCUCUUGAACACAUUUUUCAGUGACUGGGCUGUUAGAGAUAUCAGUAAACACCUGCCUUUUGUGUACAACCUCAGUGCCAUCGCAGUCUACACCUAUUUGCCUGCUUAUCAAGAAUAUGGUCACAAUGCUAAGAUUGUCCACUUCCUGGGUUCGGUCAAGCCAUGGAAUCUACGUUCUAACUCACAGACCAAUCAGCACACCAACAGCCACCUGGAAGAGUUUGUUUACCAGUGGUGGAUGGAGUACUCCUACUUACAUCACCUUAUAAAGACAAUGUCCCAUCAAGAACCUGCUGUGCCAAGCCAACAUGCUGGGCCAAAGCAACAUAGCCAGGGAAGUGAAGAAGAGAAGACAAAGGCGAGAGAAGAAGAGAAGCCAAAGGCGAGAGAAGAAGAGAAGCCAAAGGCGAGAGAAGAAGAGAAGCCAAAGGGGAGAGAAGAAGAGAAGCCAAAGGGGAGAGAAGAAGAGAAGCCAAAGGGGAGAGAAGAAGAUAAGCCAAAGGGGAGAGAAGAAGAGAAGCCAAAGGGGAGAGAAGAAGAGAAGCCAAAGGCGAGAGAAGAAGAGAAGCCAAAGGCGAGAGAAGAAGAGAAGCCAAAGGGGAGAGAAGAAGAGAAGCCAAAGGCGAGAGGAGAUAAGCCAAAGGCGAGAGGAGAUAAGCCAAAGGCGAGAGGAGAUAAGCCAAAGGCGAGAGGAGAGAAGCCAAAGGCGAGAGAAGAAGAGAAGCCAAAGGCGAGAGGAGAGAAGCCAAAGGCGAGAGGAGAGAAGCCAAAGGCGAGAGAAGAAGAGAAGCCAAAGGCGAGAGAAGAAGAGAAGCCAAAGGCGAGAGAAGAAGAGAAGCCAAAGGUGAGAGGAGAUAAGCCAAAGGCGAGAGGAGAGAAGCCAAAGGCGAGAGGAGAUAAGCCAAAGGCGGGAGAAGAAGAGAAGCCAAAGGCGAGAGAAGAAGAGAAGCCAAAGGCGAGAGAAGAGAAGCCAAAGGCGAGAGAAGAUAAGCCAAAGGCGAGAGAAGAAGAGAAGCCAAAGGGGAGAGAAGAAGAGAAGCCAAAGGCGAGAGGAGAUAAGCCAAAGGCGAGAGGAGAUAAGCCAAAGGCGAGAGAAGAAGAGAAGCCAAAGGCGAGAGAAGAAGAGAAGCCAAAGGCGAGAGAAGAAGAUAAGCCAAAGGGGAGAGAAGCAACAGUGUCGUUGAUAGAGGACCUCACAGAAUCAUUACUCCGAAAAGUCAAUCUGCUCACAGAGGAGAGGAAGAAGAGGCUUGAUUCACCCACGCAGCCAGGAGAAAUGCGUACCCAACGUCAGGGUGUAUCCACGGGGAAGGAGGGAGGAGCUGGAGACAGAACAGCCAACCAGGACCCACCUGGACCCAGUGAGGAAGGGUCAGAGGUCACUGAAACGGCCUUCAACCCCAUGGAGGAUCCUGCCACUGAACCUACCGCUGCCAAGACAGAGGAGGAUGAUCUGGAGCAGCGGAGGCUGUGGGAGGAAGGCCAGGCGGACUACCUGGGCAGAGACGCCUUCGACAACAUCCAGAAAAAACUGGACCGAUUCUUAUAUUUGUAGCUUGUUUCGUGUGGCAAGAUACUGUAGCAAUAGUACUGUAUACUCAUACUCAUAUUCAUGUUGAAGUGUGUUAUGUCUCUAGCGUAGACCACCACUCUAAUAGGGGUUUCUGUGUCCCUUUGCUGUAAAAAACAUAUAUAUAAACUUGAUUCCAUUUUCAUUUAAAAAAUGUGCUCAUAGAAUUCAUGUUGAGAUGCAUUCCUUAUUUUGAUGUUUAUGCUGGAUAUAUCUGGAAGAUUUUAAAUUGUCUCUAUGUUGCCACUAGAGGGCACUGUUGCUUUUUAAAUAAAGCAC